UAGCCACUUUCCGCUUGCAUCGGUUGGUGGGUUGGACACGCUGCCAUUCCGAUAUCAUCAUCAUCACCCGUGCUUUUACGCUCUCAUGGCGUCUUUUGCCCGCUUGUUUGUGCAUCUGCCGCGUUAGUUCGCAAAAAUUACCGCUUAAGAUCUCAGCGCUCCAAAAGGACAGCGAGUGAAGCCCCUUCGCGGUUAGUUCAACCAAGCCGCCACAUCUCCGGCGUCCCAGCCGACCCACCAAAAACCAGCGAAGAUGCCGUACGCCAAUCAGCCGUCGGUGCACAUCAGCGAACUGACCGACGAAAACGUCAAGUUCUUCGUCGAAGACACCGACCUCAGCGUCGCCAACAGCCUCCGACGCGUCUUCAUCGCCGAGGUCGCCACCCUGGCCAUCGACUGGGUGCAGCUCGAGGCCAAUUCCACCGUCCUCCACGACGAAUUCAUCGCGCACCGGCUCGGCCUCAUCCCGCUGACGAGCGACGAAAUCGUCGACAAGAUGCAAUACUCGCGCGACUGCACGUGCGCAGACUUCUGCACCGAGUGUUCCGUCGAAUUCACCAUCGACGUAAAGUGUCUCGACGAACAGACCCGUCACGUGACCACGGCGGACCUCAAAUCCAGCGACCCGAGGGUCGUCCCCGUCACGUCGCGACACAAGGACGACACCAACGAGUACGGCGAGACGGACGACAUCCUGAUCGUCAAACUCCGCAAGGGCCAAGAAGUGAAAGCGAGGGCGUACGCGAAGAAGGGCUUCGGCAAGGAGCACGCCAAGUGGAAUCCGACCUGCGGCGUCGCGUUCGAGUACGACCCGGACAACGCGUUCCGGCACACGACGUACCCGCGACCCGAGGAGUGGCCCAAGAGCGAGUACUCGGAGAUCGAGGACGACAAGGUCGAAGCCGACUUCAUCGUGGAAGGGAAGCCCAACAAAUUCUAUUUCAACGUGGAGUCCUCCGGGGCGCUCAAGCCGGAGACGAUCGUGCUCAGUGGGCUCAACGUGCUCAAGAAGAAGCUCAGUGAUCUGCAGACUCAGCUCUCCCACGAGUUGCCCUGCGAUUCGCUUACCAUCAAUUAAACCCUUUCAGCGACUCCAUUUUUUGUUCUUUUCGGUUUCAUGGUACCAAUAAAUUUGUUAUUUUACUUUCGA
This is a messenger RNA of Ixodes scapularis (black-legged tick), 1150 nucleotides long. RefSeq names its product DNA-directed RNA polymerase II subunit RPB3 (gene RpII33). The transcript has a single exon. Gene Ontology annotation, biological process: DNA-templated transcription. Gene Ontology annotation, cellular component: RNA polymerase II, core complex. Gene Ontology annotation, molecular function: DNA-directed RNA polymerase activity; protein dimerization activity; DNA binding. NCBI's taxonomy places the organism in Eukaryota, Metazoa, Arthropoda, Arachnida, Ixodida, Ixodidae. The record is from RefSeq and is a predicted model, not a curated record. The coding region runs from base 254 to 1078 and encodes 274 amino acids.